Messenger RNA from Umbelopsis ramanniana AG, 1798 nucleotides. RefSeq lists its product as uncharacterized. Gene Ontology annotation, molecular function: protein binding; chromatin binding. NCBI's taxonomy places the organism in Eukaryota, Fungi, Mucoromycota, Umbelopsidomycetes, Umbelopsidales, Umbelopsidaceae. The coding region runs from base 11 to 1705 and encodes 564 amino acids. The transcript is spliced from 6 exons. The record is from RefSeq and is a predicted model, not a curated record. Gene Ontology annotation, biological process: replication-born double-strand break repair via sister chromatid exchange; synaptonemal complex assembly; mitotic sister chromatid cohesion. Gene Ontology annotation, cellular component: synaptonemal complex; cohesin complex.
CGCAUUCCACAUGAUGUAUUCGGACGCAAUCAUCUCAAAGAAAGGGCCAUUAGCCCGAGUGUGGCUAGCUGCACAUUGGGAGAGAAAGAUAUCGAAGAAUCAGUUUUUGCAGACCAACAUUGAAAAAACUGUUGACGCCAUCACGGCAGAAGAGCAGGAGAUGCUUACGUUGCGCCUUUCCGGUCAGCUUUUGCUCGGUGUUGUACGCAUAUACUCGCGAAAAACGCGCUACCUUCUUGAAGACUGCAAUGACGCACUGGUCAAAAUUAAGACUGCUUUUAAGAAGGGUGAUGUUGAUAUGCCCGAUACCCACCGUCACGUCGCCAACAUCAAUGCUAUCACUUUGGCAGACGAUCUUACAGAAUUCGACAUUCUCCUACCUGAGGCACCUUUGCAUCUCAACAGAGACCCAAAUGAGCCAAUUAUGGACCUUUCACUUUCAAUGAGCAAUAUAUCUCGCCGACAAGAUAUUACCAUCAGCCAAAGUGGUAAUGAUGCACAACUUUUCAGUCUUGGAUUCAACGAUAAUAUAUUGGAUGGCAUCGAAACCGGUCGUGAUUUGUUCCAGCAUGGCGCGCAGUCAGAUUUACAGCUCGCCGAUCUCGGCCUGGACGACAUGAAUGAAAUAGAGAUGGGAAGAGAUGCAGCUUUUGAGCGAUCACUCACCAUGGACGAUAUUGGUGCUCCACUGGAACGCAUGAAUAUCAAGGAUACCAACAACAAUGAAGAAUUUGACUUUGAUCUUGGCCCUGAACCCGACUUCCUGCCUGAGGCUAGUCCUGACAUGCGUCAGAAUGAAUCAUCAUUUGAUCUUCCUGAUGCAUCCAUGACUACCGAAAGCAACUCUGCGCUCAUUGCAGAUACGCAGGCCAUUGGCGAUGACCUACUUUUUGAUGUUGGAACCCCGUCUGCUCAAGCAAAUACACCUCAGAUCCACCGACGACGAUUAAUUAUUGACAAGGUCACUGAGCUUCCUCAUGACAAGAUAAGGGAUCAAAUCAAUGACACCUCCGACAUUGUCACAGAGGCAACGUUCCUUCCAACAUCUCCUGAGAUGCUUCGUUUCAAGUCGAUUGAAAAGCAAGGCAUCAAGUUUUUCAUCAACCUUAAUGCUCCUCUCAAUUUGGCACCCGAACUUCAAGCUCUCUUCACGCGAAGUCGCAAGAGAUCACCUAGCGUUACCAGUCUAGGUGAUGAAGACGAAGAAGAAGAGCAUCAGAGAAAGCAACCCAAAUUGAUCAGUGGACCAACAACUAAACUCCAAACUGCUACAGAGGAGGAUGAAUAUGAUAUUGUCCUUGGAGCUGGCGAGGAGGCAACUACAGCAGCUGCAACAGCCGCAGCCGCAGCAGCAGCAGCAGCAAUAGCAGCAAAGGAUGUGCCAGAAACACAGGCAGGCAUUAUGCCUUAUGAAGCAAAUGUAAACCCAGUUACUUCAUCGGCAUCACAGCUGUUGACUCCUUUGGGCAUCAGCAAGCAGACAAACGAUACUAUGGAAAGACUACAAGUUACAUUUGACCAGAAGAAGCAAAUGGCAGAGGAGCCCAAGAUCACAUAUCAACAAAUGGCGAGCCCAAACUUGAAGCGGGCAGACGCUGUCAAGCUCUUCUUUGAUGUCUUGGUUCUUUCUUCUAAAGACAUGGUCAAGGUCAAGCAAGCAAAGCCCUACGGUGAUAUUACCAUUAGCCAAGCAGUUGUCGCUUAGCUUAUUUGGCUAUUUAUUCCCCCUCCAUCCAUCCAAUCUUAUUUCUCGUACAUAUUUCCACUGAAUAAAAUGAAACAAUACCAUACCUUUAAA